Molecule: messenger RNA, 4277 nt
Organism: Nasonia vitripennis (jewel wasp)
Lineage: Eukaryota; Metazoa; Arthropoda; Insecta; Hymenoptera; Pteromalidae
Product: START domain-containing protein 10
Exons: 7
Coding region: 539-1348 (269 amino acids)
Molecular function (GO): lipid binding
Source: RefSeq, a predicted model, not a curated record
UACUGCCGCGCGGAUAUAGCGCGCAGGUUCCGAACGAAGGAUAGAGAGAGAGAGAGAGAGAGAGACAGUUGCGCGCCGCCGCCACGACCGCUUGUUGUUUUUUAGCUUUGCCUCCUAUUGUUGCUAUAUAGCUGCAGAAAGCGCGGGGGUGUGCGGGCGGACAGCGACAGUCGCGCACGCAACUCGCUCGUUCAUCAGUGCGCGUCGCAGCGUCGACGGAGCGAGACACACACGGUAACGCGGUGUAUACCUACCAACAGGCUGCAGCGCGCGAGAGAAAUAAGGCGAUGGACUUUGCCGAAGCUGCUACCGAAAAUCGAGCAGCGAGAACCUUGUUUUGGACUACUGUUGCCCACCACCACUGCGCCGUCUUAUCGUAGUGUCCGCGUGGCCACUGCUCGAUAAUGAUUCACCGCCCGCUUAUCUGAUCGCCGGAGGAUACAAAACAGGCUAGACAAGAAAGAAAGAGUGAGCGAGGGGGAGGGAGUUUUUCGUUGCUGCGCUGCCAGUCGACGACGACGACGACGACGAAGUUAUAAUGGAUGUUGGCCUGGUAAAAAUUGCCGAAGAUAAGGAUUUUGAGAAGUUGAAGAAACUGUAUGAUGACAACAAUGACUGGAGAUUGGACUACAAUAAACCAGACCUAUCAGUUUGGACCAAAACCGUCCCAGGAAUCAGUUUCAGAAUGGUCAAGAUUAGGACGAGAUUUCCAGAUGUGUUGCCUGAAACACUAUAUGACGUUUUGCAUGAUCCUGAGUACAGAAAAGUGUGGGAUACCCACAUGAUUGAUUCAAAGGAUAUAGGCUUUUUUAAUCCCAAUAAUGAUAUCGGCUAUUAUUCAAUGGCCUGUCCUUCACCUUUGAAAAAUCGAGAUUUUGUAUUACAAAGAUCAUGGCUUGAUACUGGUGUAGAACAAUUGAUUAUAAACCAUUCGGUGUAUCAUAAGGACUACCCUCCAAAGAAGAGCUUUGUAAGAGCUACUUCUUAUCUCACAGGAUAUGUUGUGCGGCCAUCAAGAAAUGGAGAAGGUUCAGAGCUUGGCUAUGUAUCACACACAGAUCCACAUGGAAAGUUGCCGGUUUGGCUAGUGAAUAAGGUCACACAAAUAUUUGCUCCAAAGAUGGUAAAAAAGUUACACAAAGCUUCAGUUGGUUAUCCUAGCUGGAAAUUACUCAAUAAUCCAAAUUAUAAACCAUGGCACUUUCCAGAGCAAAUAUUGUCACCGAGAAUUCGAUUAGAAGAUUGCGUGAAAUCAGCGGAGGAAAAGAAUCUUAAAAACAAUUAUGUUGACGAGUCUAAUUUAAAGGAGGCGCGAAGUAAAGAUAUUGAAAUCAUGGACAGCGAUUAAUCUUCCAUUCAAACAAGAUGACUGUUAAAUUUUAGAUAGACAUUAAUUUUCAAAUGAUACAGCUUGUAAAGUUCAGUAUUGUAGUACAUACCGAGUGAAGCAUGAUGUUUGUCUGGAGAUUUUAUACAAUGAUGAUGAAGUUCGAUUUAGUGAUUUUUGAGUAUCGAUCGACGUCGGCGCAAAUGUUAAAGUUAUAAUCUGUGUCCGACAAUGGAUGAUGAGAUAUACGCUGGAAGUUAUUUUAUCAGAAAGCUCGUACUUUUACGCGCAGUGUAUAGUCUUUCGAUAAACAACUGACAAUUUUCGUAGUCACGAAAAAUACCAAAGCUAAAUAAAAUAAAUAUAACGCGCAAUAUUCAGGGUAUAAAUCAUAUAUAAGUAUUUGCGUAAAGAGUAAGUAAAAAUCGUUCUUUUUGCCAAUCUCGAUUUCUACGGCGUCACGACGGAUUUUCAAAAAAGAAAAAGAAAAAACAAUUUUCUCGAAUAACAUAUACCGUUUAUAUUGUGCGUUUAUCUAUAGUCUUGUUGCUCACUGUAUCAACGAUAAUGUUGGGAAAAAAACGAGUUUUAUAGUACAUAGUUUCGAAGAUACAGUAGGCGGAUUUUACACAAUGAAUCAGGGAAUUCGUGUAAAUCUGCUUUAAAGGCUAGUUUUGUCGUCUAGUUAGGAGAAAUUUUGAAAAAGUAUUACAUUGUUGAAAUUUAGUUAAAUAAUAUUUUAGCUAGAACGUGAGAGGCUUGUUACGGGGGCUACUUUUGCAAUGAGCAAAAGGCGGUUUUGAAAUCAUCACAUUUUUAUCGGAAUUUUCUCUUUGUCAUAUAAAUACUAUAUUAUUCCAAUUUUACCUUAUACUACGUAAUGUAUUCCAAUUAUUAAUACUAAGUAAGGCAUUUGAUUAAUACUUUAAUCAAUUCAAUAUAUUAAGUAAAAUUUUUCUAUUUUACAUAAGACUUUCCUCUAUUUCUUAUCUAUACGUUUUUCUAAUUCUCGUAUACAGCAUUAUAAUUAUUCCAUGUAUCUGCAAGACUGCGACUGGCUAUAAUGACACGUUUCAAUUUCAUACUCCAGUGAUAGCUUGAGCUCUGCUUUAGGAGUGAAGUUAUUCCAUUACAAAGUUGCAACUACUUUCGUUUACUUUUCUCACACACAUAUAUAUAUACAUCGACACAAAUCCGACACUAUUUCAAAUAUUAUACAAGGUCAAUUUUUCAGACAAAUAACUAUAGCUAAGACAUUUCAACAAAUUCUGUUUCUUUUCAUUUAAUUCUCUAGACGCGUACUGAACUAUACACUAAUUGCCCAUCCCGCAAAGCGACUUUUAUAGAUUUUUAACACUGACAACAAAAUACUUUGAAAUCAAGACUUCAUUUGAGAGAUUCAAGCCGUAAUUAUUUUAGAUUAGUUUGGAAAUUCAAAGAUAUCAACCAAAGUAAGUAUAUUCAGACAUUGUUUUUCCUAUUAUCCGACGCCAUCCACUUGUACAAGAAAUAUCGAAAAAUUUUACAAACGGAUUUUAUCACGGCUUGAGUAUCUCGAUCUUGCAUAUCAAUGAACUCUUCUCGUAACAUUUUCUGAGCACCGCCACUCGGCAACAAAAAAAUAAAAUCAAUAAACAAGCAAACAGUUUUAACACUUUUUAAGACGAAAAUUAUAUUCUAUCUAUAUAGAACGACUGAAACAAGCACUAAAACUUUUUCGUUACAAUGAACUUCGAUAUACAAUAUGCUCUUUGCGUUACCACCUUAAUCUUAAAAGUACAUCGCCGCGUUUGUUUUUCAAUUAUUAUGAGCCUGGUUUUCGCAGGCCUGCUGCCACAUCGACUGUUAUUAACAUGUAAGAAAGCGUCGUUACCUUCACCGUGUACUAUAAUUGGAGGCAAAAAGGGAGUUUCGAUCGUUAACGAGAUCGCUUCUGACGAACGUUGCAUUUUGAAACGAGGCUGUGCGCGUGCUACGUAUAUACAUAAAUAUUAUUCGAAUUUUUCAUGUUAUAGCAAGAUUAUUGCGCAAAUCCAUUGUUAUAAGAAGUAUGCGAGCUUUUUACUUUACGUUAUGUAAGUACAGUUGGGUAAGCUCGAAAAAUUUUCCAUAUCUACUCUGGAAAUUUUAGUGUGACUUUUUUGUUAUUUAACGCAGGAUAUAAUUGAAAAAUAAUGAGAUGAUUACGAGUUUUAGUAUCGCCUGCUUGUUAAACAUUUUUAGUUCGGAUAAGCGGAGACAAAUUUUUUAAAUACAUACCCGCAUUAUCUUUUCGUAUACAACUUAAGCUUAUGGUUUGAAAUUUCUUGGUAGGACUUUGCCAAGCUUAUAUAACGAUUUAACAUUCUGUACAUAAAGUAUGCGAGCAUCAAAAAUUUUUCGAGCGUAUAUCCAACGAUAAAUUACAAAGAAAAAGUCUUUAAUGGCAAAGUAACUUUGUGGGUUCAUCGAGCGUACGGACAGAUUCUGCACCGGUCAUAAGGCUAAUUUUUCUACGUCGGAUUAUAUCUUUGAUAUCUAUGCACAAAACUCCAGGCGGCUCGACGACGAACGACAUAAGUGCAGUAAGUUUUUUCAUAUCAGCAACGUCACAACACGAUAUACACACACACACACACACACACACACACAUACUAUAUUAUACACCUCUAUACAAGAAAAGUACUUUCCAGUUAGACUCUUUCCGUUCGUAUCGAUGUAACAAUAAAAGAAAGGAAAUAAAUAACAAGUAUAUAAUUGUCCAGCGACUGUACAGUGAGACCUUAAUUAUAGCUGUACUUAACAAACUUUGUAGUUACUACGUCUAGUUUUUCUCUGCGAUUAUGCCAAUGUUACGAACAAAAAUUUUGGAAAUAUUUUUGUGCUUUGAAUAUACUGUAUUAUCCUAAGAUUUUGAGCAUUGUAUCAAACAGUUGAGCAUUUUGUGAUUAUAAUAAAACAUUAUAUCGUA